Messenger RNA from Dictyostelium purpureum, 3573 nucleotides. RefSeq lists its product as uncharacterized. Gene Ontology annotation, molecular function: protein phosphatase binding. NCBI's taxonomy places the organism in Eukaryota, Evosea, Eumycetozoa, Dictyosteliales, Dictyosteliaceae. The coding region runs from base 1 to 3573 and encodes 1190 amino acids. The transcript has a single exon. The record is from RefSeq and is a predicted model, not a curated record.
AUGGAAGAGGAUGAUGAAACAAAAAGAUUAAACGAACGUCGCCGUAUUAGAGAGGAAAGAAGAAAGAAACAAGAAGAAGAUGAAAAAAAGGAGGAACAAGCUAGAAAGCAAAGAGAGGAUGAGCGUAAAUUAAGAAAAGAGCAAAGAAAUAAAGAGAGAGGCGAAAGAGAAGAAAAACAAAAGAAAGAGUUGGAAGAUUAUAUAAAGAGAAGUGAAGAUGAACGUAAACAAAGAAGAGAAGAGCGUGAAAGACGUAGAGUGGAUGAGGAAAGAUUAGCAAAAGAAGAGGAAGAAAAGAGACGUAAAUUAUUAGAAGAGCGUGAAAGAAAGAGAAGAGAGGAAGAUGAAGAGAAAAAAAGAAAGAUUAAAGAGUUGGAAGAAUCACGUAAACGUAUCCUCAAAGAAUUGGAAGAGGAGGAUAAUAACUCGCAAGUUGAAUCAAUAUUAUCUUUGAAAAAGAAACGUUUAGCAAUUAGACAAAAGAUUGAAACCAUUUUAUCAGCCAUCAAUCCAAGUAACAAUCAAUAUACAAAAGCAGGUGUAACCAUCGAGGGAUUUGCAGAGCCAACAAAAGGGGAUGAAUCAGUUAUUGGUCUAUUAUUAACUGAUGAACUUAAAGAAGAAGUUAUCGAUUUGGUUGCAAGUGGUUUUAGAACUCUCAUUGAUUAUUUAUCGCAGCCUUCCUCAUUAGCCACAAUGGUCGAAUUCUUAAUUGAUAUUCAGGUCGGUGCCAAAGUAUUCAAUGCCAAGCAAGAUAUUAUGAAUGGAACUGCUUCAAUUGAAAUUAAAAAUUGGUUAGCAAGAAUGCAAGCUUCCUAUGAAAUCCUAAAAGGAGGUAUCCCAAUCAUUGCCAAAAUUAUAACAGACCCAGUAAACUCAUCAGUUUUAGAUAUUUUAUUCAGUAUGAUUUCAAAUCCACCACCUAUUUCACUCACCAAUAUGCACAUUUUCACCGAUUUAGUCACCAGCUUUAUGAGCAGAAAACCAGAGAUGCUCAUCUAUAUCUGUGACAACAAGGAUACAAUUUUACCAUCAUUUAUGCAACAUCUAUCAAGCUCAGAAACUGUAGAUUUAUUAUUGAAAAUGGCAGAAGUUGAAAUGACUCAAUUUAAUGAAAACUCUUCAAGCUCAUCUAGCUCUGCAGCAUCCUCCUUCUUCUCACUUUUUACUGGCAGCAGUUCCUCUAAUAGUAGUAGCAGCAGCAACAACAACAACAAAGAAAAACCUCAUUGGACCAGUGAAUUAACACCAUAUCUCAUUCUUAGAAUCAAUGAAAUUUGUAAUCUUGACAAUGUUAUUAUGGAUCAAUUGGAUUUAGAGAUUGAUAACAUUUGCAGAUUGAUGUCAGAGUUAAUUAAAAAGUAUCCAAAAUCUAAAGUUGCUCAUCAUUUAUGUGGUCAAUCUUUCUCAAAUGCCGUUCUUAGAAAUGGUUUUAAAUUGGUACUCUCCCUUCCAUAUAGUUCUCCAGUUUCAUCUUCAAUGUUAACUUUAAUGUGCACAUUAAUCGACUCAUCUAUUGCAAUGACCCAGUUAACUUCAUCAUCAACUAGUGCUCCAGAACAUCCAUCAGUCAUCAAUCAUUUAUUCAAACAAAUUGUCGUGGUCGAUAUUCCAGGUACCGAUGGCGAAACUAGAGAGCUUUCGCCAAUAAAAGCAAUCUAUGAAGUUUUAAACAUUAAAGAUUAUAGUGAACCAUUUAAUGUAGUUCGUCUCAAAUCUUUACACUUGGUAAACUCUAUGAUCAAAGCAAAUAUCCUCAAAUUAGAUAGAGAAAUAUGGGAAUCUGGUAUUUUAAAGAAGACAAUUGAUAUCUUUUUCGAAUAUGAAGCCAAUAAUGUAAUUCACUGUAUGGUCGAAUCUUUCCUUACACCAUUAAUUCAACGUUGUUUAGGUUCCGAUGAUGAAGAAUUUAUGUGUCAUUUAUUGAAGGAUUGUUCAUUUAUCUCAAGAGUUGUAAAUAUAUUAAAUGGUGGCAACAGUAAAAAUCCAAUGAAUAGUAGUAACAGUAGUAUUAGUAGUAAUAAUAGCAACAGCAAUAGUAUUGGUAGUAUAAGUAGUAGUUCUGGUAGUGGUGUAGCUAAUAGAUUAACUGCAUUAUUUGUAAAUACUAAAGAUGAACCAGAGCCACCAAAAUCAGAACCAGUCAUUGGUGCACCAGCUCCAGCUAUUGGAUCACUAUCAAGAGGUGGUGGCAAAAAAAUUAGAAGAAAAGUUUCAUUCUUUGGUGGUGGUGAAGAGGAAGAAAAUAAUAGUAAUGGUACAAAUGAAAAUUCAAAUGGUGAUUUAAAACUUGCAGUUGGCGACUUAUCAACCUUUUUACCAAACGAAUCAAAAAUUAAUGUUGAACAAGAAGAAACAACAAUAGAAAAGAAAAAUUCUAAUGGCAGUAUAUCGGCAUCCAUUUCUUCAUCUUCUUCCUCAUCCUCAUCAUCAUUACUUAAACGUACCUUGUCAUCUUCGUCCUCAUCUUCAUCCGAUAAAAAGAAAGAAAAAGAAAAAGAAAAGGAAUUAAAAGAAUUAGAAAAAAUGAAACAGAAAGAAAAGGAAAAAGAGUUAUUGGAAAUGUUAAAAUCUCAAAAACUAUCUUCAGAUCAAGAAAAAGAAAUGAAAGCUCAAAGAAAACAAGAAAAGAAAGAAAGAAAACAAAAAAGAGAAGAAAAGAAAUUAGCUAAAAGAUUAAAAGAAAAAGAAAGAGAAAAUAAAGAAAAAUCUAAAUCAAAAUCUGCUUCUUCAACCAUUUCAUUAGUUAGUAAUGCAAUCAAUAAAGAUAAAAGAUCAUCAACCUCAUUAACAUCAUCACAACUUGCCUCAAUCAAUAGUAACAGUGGCACCAAUAACAACAGCAAUGUAAUCACCACCACCACAAAUACAACCACUACCACCACAACCACAACUACCAAUACAACCACCACAACCACCACAACCACUACUAAACAACCAGUUUCAGAUCAAUCAAGUGAUACAAGCAGUGAUAGUGGCUCAUCAAUUGAUGUUUCUAAAUUAUCAUUAAAUGAUUUAGAUAGUAAUUGUAGUAGUAAUAAUAACGAUGAAUCAAACAUUAAUAUUGAAGAUAUUGAAAGUAUAGAAUCGAUAGAAGAACAGUCAAUUGUAGUUGUUUAUCAUGAAAAUGAUAAAGAAAGUAAUAUAAAUAAUAACGAAUCAUGUAAUAAUAGUAAUAGUAAUAAUAUAAAAUCAGAAAAUAUAAUAGAUAAUAAUAAUAAUAAUAAUAGUAAUAAUAUAAAAGUCGAAAAGAAGAGAGUAAAUCAUAAUGUAGGUCAUAUAAUAUCAUUAUGCAUUGAAAUUACACAUAUUGUCAAUAAGAGUAAGAAUCAGUUAUUAAGAGACAUUGUCGAUGAAUGUUGUUCGUUCCAAGGUCAAUGGGAUGAAGUUGUAGUACCCAAGCUUAAACAAGAAAUCUCUCAUAGAUCAGUUAAACCAAUUGGUACCGUUUCAAUGCGUAAAGGUAGAAAGGGUGGCCCACCAACACCAUUCACAAACGUCGAAUAUUUCCCAAAUACUGCAAAUGGUGUACCAAUUCCACCAACCGAAACUACUUCAAAAUUCUUCUUUUAA